Messenger RNA from Dermacentor silvarum, 2692 nucleotides. RefSeq lists its product as uncharacterized. The record is from RefSeq and is a predicted model, not a curated record. Bases 225 to 2333 code for a protein of 702 amino acids. The transcript is spliced from 15 exons. Lineage: Eukaryota; Metazoa; Arthropoda; Arachnida; Ixodida; Ixodidae.
CUCGCGGACAGCAGAAAGCGUUCGUUUGUUUUCGCAUGUGUUCGGUAGUUUCGGUUCUUCUGUGGUGAUUCACGGCUCCUGCAUUGCGUCUCGUUGUGGCAUGCAGCGUGGAACGCCAAAGCAGAGAUCGAUGAAUGGGAUGUCGCCGCUUUAUGUUAUUCCUGUUGCAGUGGUGAAUUACGAUGGCGAGGAAUGUAACGGCACCCUAGAGUCGAGCGCCGAGGAUGAUACAAGGAAGCGAGGAAACAGGUGACGACGCUGCUGUCGAGUCGGGACAUGGGCCAUCGCCACUGCUAGGUCUGAUGGCCAACUUUAGGGCACAGAUAGGCGUCCAGCUUAGCAAGGAUGUUGAAGAUGGAAGACAUCCAAGAAGCUACGAGGAUUCAAAUGAAAACAUGCAAACGAUUAUUGACAUUUUGCUGGACCAGAACGAGCAGCUCAUCACCUGUCUUGCCGAACUAGAAAAUGAAGCUGAAAAAAGAACACAGCAGAUGCAGAAACGCCUCCACUCCACUGCAGAUGUGACAAGGGCAACUGUUUACAAAAUGUGUGCGUGGGGCGAGGAAAUCCAGAGCAUCGUCUCCAAGAGGCACCUUGCCGAAGAAGCAGCUUACGAGUCCAAACGCAUGGUGGCAGAGCUGCAAAAGGAGAACAGCCAGCUCAGAAACUACAAUGACAACCUGUACAGUGAUAUCCAGUCAUUGCUGAGCAUCAUAAAUGUGGCACGUACCACAGGAAACUGGGAGAUGGAUUGUGUAACAUUCUGUGUGAUCUCUCCUGAGGAAGUUUAUGGCCCUAUCUGUCGCCUGUCUUCCCAGCAUGCUGAUGGAGUGACGACCUUGGAUCUGAAACCUGACCCUCUUUUGCAAGGCCCAGAGACUGAGGAAACUGGAGCAGCAACUGGUGCUCCGAGUAAGGUUGGUGGGAAAAAUACAAGCUGUCGAACCAAGUUUUCCACAAACACGCCAGAGGUGUGUGGAGAAGCUGAGGUAAGCCUAAGCAAGAGCCUUCCAUUGCUGUGUGCGACAAUGCAAGACAGCAUGAAUGACCAUGGCAGAAGCGAUAAGCUUCUUAUCCAGCAGAAAAGCAGGUCCUACGAAAGACCCAUCUUGUUUGCUUCAUGGAAAAGAAGAGGCAGGAAAAUGCGAAAGAGCCUCACUCUAAGCAUGUCAAAACGGAAACUGUCAGCACCUGUGCACAACUCGCACUUUGGUCACAAUAUGGCUACUGUAGCCACUACAGCCAGUCGCGAUAGGCUGUAUCAUUGUCCAGCAGAGUACGACGUCAUACAAACUGAAGCUUCCGACACUAGCUUUGAAGUUAUGAGAACACACACAGACCAAUGGCCGAGUGGCGGUAUUCUCAACGAGAAUUUUAUUGUGUCAGCUGUUCAAGAGGGGCCACUUAAGAUGGAUAAAAGAUCCCCCACCAUCAUGACUACCACAAAACCUGUUGCUGAAUGGGAGCAGCAGAGUAACUUAAGUGCAAGUUUGCCUGCACUUUCCUCAGUUUGGGAGGAAAGCAUGGUCAUCCAAGGGACCCAAAACUCCGCUGAGAGCUUCUUGCUUUCCUCAUGGAAAAAAAAAUGUAAGAAUGUACGGCGCCGUCUGGACUUCAACACGUCAAAAAAACUGUAUGCACCUAAGCAGCACUCCCACAACGAGCACUUGGUGGCUACCAUGGUGAAUAGAAAAGAUGUUGAUGACAAAAACUUUACCGAAGUCAGCACUCAGACGCAUGGGGUUGACCCAACUUAUGGAGAAAAGAGUACACAGACUGACCUGCCAAGUACCUACAAGAAGCAUGACCAAAGCGAUGGUUCUUUACCUCUCCACCAUAAGUUGCUACAAACUGAUGAUGCCAACAAAUCGACUGUGAUCAUGGGCACACAGACAGAUGUGGAGUGGGAGAUUUGUCCUCCAAGUGGAAAUGAGCAGAGAGACCAGGAACUGCGCUCGCUGAAAGAUCGGCUCAACCUGGCAGUGCACAACGCUCAGUCAAAGGCGUUACUUUCUCUGGAACUCCAGACACUCCUUGAUGUUUCAACGAAAGAGGUUGAGUUUCGUGACCAAGUCCUCAAAAACCUUGAAACCAAGUUGACCAAUUCAAGGCAAGAAACAGAUAACUUAAAAGAGGAGCUCUUGCAUGUCAAGAUUGAACUGGAGUUUGCCAAGCAGACAGCAGAGAAAGAAAGAGUGGAAAAUGAGCGGUUGAAAGCUGAGGUAAAGAGGUUGAGCCAGACUGUGACGUACCUUCAGGAUGCCCUGGUGGAGCUUAAGAAAAUUAAGGCCCAAAGUUCGGCAGCGUCAUUGCCAAGAGUGCAUGAUGUGUGAUUGGUUUUAUUAAACGUUGUGAUUCAGUCAUGCAGGAUUUUUGGCUUUGGACACUUCCAAAAUCCCUUUUUUGUGUGUGUGUGUGAUUAAAGCUGCCAUAGCAAUAUUUAUUGCAAAAGUGAACCCCCUUUUUUUCCCUGAACGGUUGUGAUUUCAUAUUCGUGCCAUUUAUUUUUCAGCUGCAGCAUUUGCUUGUUAAUGGGGAAUUGCAAAAUUUGUGCUUUGCUUGCAUCGAUGAUGUCACUUGCCCUGUGAUAAAUGGCAAGAUUAUUUCAAAAAGCUCUCUCUCGUUUAGUGUGCAAUGUCAAAAAUUAAAUGAAAUGGUAUUUUUAGGCUAAUAAACAUAACUUUUACUAUGC